Messenger RNA from Rhopalosiphum maidis (corn leaf aphid), 1298 nucleotides. RefSeq lists its product as uncharacterized. The transcript is spliced from 8 exons. The record is from RefSeq and is a predicted model, not a curated record. NCBI's taxonomy places the organism in Eukaryota, Metazoa, Arthropoda, Insecta, Hemiptera, Aphididae. Bases 71 to 1234 code for a protein of 387 amino acids.
UCAAAUAAAAACUAAUAACUCCGGCGAUACUUACUACAAGUUCUACAUCGUAUCGUAUAUAAAUAAAAAAAUGUUCUCUUACGAUUAUUUAAUUUUACUUAGUAAUAUUUUAAUUGUAGCAGUACACGCACACUCUCAAAGUCGACCAAGCCUUGGAAUAUCAUCAUGUAGUUAUGUUGGUGCUGUCCAUGUAGAUUGUGGUUCAGAGAAUGUCAGUAUUCCGGAAAUACCAAAUGAGUGCACGGCUAUAAUUUUUGAUGGAUUUAAUAUAGAUUCAAAUAACCAAGUCAAUGGACCUAGCGGAGAAGAUAAUUUAUUAGAUGAAUUAGACUUAUUAUUGAAAAGUUCUAAGAAUGUAUUUAUAUUGUACGGACAUGAAACUGAAGAAGACUGGGCUCAAGUACUUGCUACUGAAAUAAGUAAUAAUGCAACAAACUCAACGAAUGAAAUGAAAGGCUUAAAACCUUUUUUGGACAAGCAUCCGGGGAUAAAAGGUCUACUUAUUAAUAAUUUAGAACUUGAUGCAAACUCCGUAGAUUUUCCCAAAUACUCGGAAAAUUUCAAAGUUUAUCUUGAUACAAUGAGAUCGAAUUUUUCUAAUAUGUCUAUUGGCCUUUUAUUAGUAGGAAAAUUUAUAGUAGAUCAGUAUACCAAACCAAAAUUAACUUGGUUGAAUUUUACAAUAAUAGAUCCGUCAGUAGAUUUCUACAUGAUUUCUGUAGUGACCUUUAAUGAAUGCACUGAUCAAUUCAGACUUCUUGGAACAGCACCAAUAGGAGUACUUACUUCAAAAAAUAAUACAGGUUCAACGAAUUCAUCAAGCAAUGGUUCAACGAAUUUAACGAUGCCAGUUACAAACUACACAUUGAGUAAUUUAAGAGAUAUUUUAGUGGACCUAUCUGUUCCAAAAAAUAAAACAUAUUAUAGAUAUAGAUUGGGCCCAUUGAGCAACGAUGACACACUUGAUGGAAUGUGUGCAUCGACUGUUAACAAGAUAUGUUUAAAUUCAACUGAUUCAAGUUCUUGGUGUUACGAAACUUUAGACUCGUUUAAUGCAAAAGGUAAAUUUGCCAAUGACAAUGGAGCAGGAUUUGUAGUUAAUAUUAUAAAAUUAGAUGAUCCUAAAAAUGAUUGUAAGUGUGGACCAUACCCUUCGUUUAACGCUAUUCUAGAUGGUUUUAAUGGUAAGAAUACUAAUAUCACAAAAGAAUGUGCUUUAUCAAACAGAUCUUAGAAGAUAUAGCUAAACAAUUUUUGGACGAUAUGCAUCACCUCAUAUUUAAUCAUUUUGUAUUGUU